AUGAACGUAGAAUCAUACAAACCGGCUGGUGCAGAAGGAUCUGUUCCUUUAAAAGAAUGCCCAGUGAAAUGCAAGAUCCGUUGCUCAGCUACGUCACACAAGAAACCAUGCAAUUUCUAUUGUAACUACUGUUGCAAGAGGUGCCUGUGUGUUCCGUCCGGCACGGUGGGCAACAAGGAAGAAUGCCCGUGCUACAACAACUUGAAGACCCAAGAUGGCAAGCCUAAGUGCCCGUGA
This is a messenger RNA of Triticum aestivum (bread wheat), 237 nucleotides long. Its product is annotated as gibberellin-regulated protein 12-like. The coding region runs from base 1 to 237 and encodes 78 amino acids. The transcript has 3 exons. The record is from RefSeq and is a predicted model, not a curated record. Lineage: Eukaryota; Viridiplantae; Streptophyta; Magnoliopsida; Poales; Poaceae.